AUGGAUGACUUUGAGCAGGAAGGCAUACAUGAGGAACUUAGUGGGAAGGAACCAAACAGUGACAAUGUUAUCAAGAUAAUGGCAGCCAUUCAAAAAGGUGAUGCGUAUGCAAUGCAGGAGCUGUCAGGUUGUGCGUCUGUCUUCAGAGAGAGCGAGCUGCCUCACCACGCAGCAGCUGUGCAGCCACAGCCAGAGACCCUGCAUGUGGUGCUGCAGGGUGGGGACGUGAACGCCCAGGCCAUCAAUGGCGACACAGUUCUGUAUGAUGCAUCUGGAUCUGGAAACCUGGACUGUGUCGAGCGGCUCCUGUGGCACGGAGCCAACCCGAACGGCCAGCUGCCCAUCCACAAAGCUGUAUACGAGGGACACAGACUUUCUCAUUUGUUUUUCACUGUUUCCGUCCCUCACUUUCUUCCUGUUACGGGGGACCUCAGAAAGAUUCCUCUGUACUUUGCUUUUUCCAACGGGGCUGUGACCUGUGCUGAGAUGUUGCUGGCAGCUGGAGCGAGUGCUGACCUGGACCCACUGCAAUGCAUCCUGGUCUAUAUACGCGCCGAGAGGCAUGAACUGGUCCAGCUGUUGCUGUCCUAUGGACCAGAGGUGAAUUGUUACUUCAGAGUGAUCACCAAUACAAUGUUCCCACUGCCCCUGCAGUACAGCCUGAGGGACCCCGUCAUGCUGCUCCUCAACAGCAAAUAUCAAGCGUACAGGUGCUUCCAUUGUUUACACGGUAACGGUGAAGAAACCUGGAUUGACCUUCAUAACCAAGCCUACCAGAUUUACAGUCAACCUAAUGUCAUCUCAUUAUGUGAGUUUGUGUCGAUGUCGUGGCUCACAAAUCUGAUCGGUGGUGUUGUGAGGAUGCUCCUGGAGUACGUCAGCCAUGUCAACAUCUAGCUCAUCCUCAAACGAGUCCUGGAGAAGAAGCCAGAGUGGGAUGAGAUCUCUAACUGCCUCCCAAAAAAGACGCUGCAUCAUGGGGCCCACACUUUGGUACGUUCCCCCGUGAUCCCUCUCUUAAGGCCCAAACAGCAGCUGGCGAGAUUAGAGAGGAGAGGACAUCGACACACACAACACACUCACAGCAACACAGCCGACCAGGAUAGAUCCGGUUCAGACUGGAGUGGGUACAUCCAAACAGCUUCAACCGUCGAGGAUCACCUCGACUGGACCUCUUAUGUCCGUGGAUCUCCAGCAACCUCACAGUGGACCUAG
Molecule: messenger RNA, 1215 nt
Organism: Cyclopterus lumpus (lumpfish)
Lineage: Eukaryota; Metazoa; Chordata; Actinopteri; Perciformes; Cyclopteridae
Product: ankyrin repeat and SOCS box protein 15-like
Cellular component (GO): cytoplasm
Molecular function (GO): protein binding
Source: RefSeq, a predicted model, not a curated record